AUGGCGACCAAUCCGCCCACGAUCAGAAAGGCUUCGGCGACAGUGCCUUUGAUCUCACGCAUCUUACUUCUGUACUUCGAGCCGAUCUUCGCCCUCGGUGGCGCGAUCAUGGUGCUCACACAACCAGAUAAAUAUCUACAUACAGUCACUCGGGGUCUCGUACCAACUCUAGGAUCCCAGAACGACUUCGUCUGGACAACUAUAGCAGGCGGCUGGCUCUACUUCGCUUUCACAGAAGGCGUAGUGCUACGACUUGUCGACGACGUGCGUGUCUGGCGCUUGUUGUGCAUGGGAAUGCUGCUUUCGGACCUGGCGUACACGCAUUCUGUGGCGCAGGCACUGGGUGGGUGGGAUGUUUGGCUCAAGGUGUGGGACUGGACGAGCGAGGACUGGGUUGUUACGAUUACGACUUGGCCUUUUGUUCUGACUAGGGUUGGUAUUGCGCUUGGGCUUGGGUUCCGGGGAUGA
Molecule: messenger RNA, 468 nt
Organism: Recurvomyces mirabilis
Lineage: Eukaryota; Fungi; Ascomycota; Dothideomycetes; Mycosphaerellales; Teratosphaeriaceae
Exons: 2
Coding region: 1-468 (155 amino acids)
Source: RefSeq, a predicted model, not a curated record